GCCGGGCUCUUGGAGUAUAUAAGCUCCUGUGUUUAGGAGCAUGUCGGGGUGAAGUGAAAUGGAGAGAGGGGCGUGGCUUCAGGUUUGUAUGGUACACCCCACCUCCACCUGCGUGGCCUAGAGACAGAAUAGUUUUCCCGGUCUGUACUUAGUUGGCAUUUGCCCUGGGCGUUGGGAGUUUACCAUUGGAAGCACAGUGGUGGUGUAAAGGACAGAAGAUGGAGACUUGUUGAGUAGCCAGCAUGGCAGUGACUUUCGUGAAGGUAGAGGUGAAUUUAAAUGAGGACUUAGCUGUAUGUCUGAAAAUAAUGAGGCACUCGAAAAGUUGAGAUAAAUUGAACCUGGGGGAUUGAAUUUCAUCCAAGGAGAAGUAUUCAGACGUUCUUUGAGAAGGUUGGUAGGAAAAGCAAACCUUGCAGUCAUGCGACAGCAGUCAACAUGGAAGCCUUCCUGCUUGACGUUUGCACUGACAGGUAAUCAAGCAGUGAGUUCUGCGGCAGACACCAGCUGAGUGUGUGUCCUCUAAUUCAAGUCGCAUGUGACAUGUUCUACCUGGAGAGAGUGACAUCCCACGGGUUGAGGGCUCAGUCCCAGAGGACUGCGCCCCACUUCCUUAUGUCAACCAUAAGCACCAGGUGGUUUUUCUUGUGCUUCUGACGGACUGGCUGUAAACCGUGUUUCCAUUACCCUCUCUUUGGAUUUGGUUCAUUUCCUAGGGUGGCUCACAGAACUCAGGAAAGCAUACAGUGUUUACUGGUAUAUUGCAAAGGGUUUUCCCAGUGAUGUGGAUGAAGAGUUGCACAGGGCAAAGUAUGCGAGAAGGGGCAUGGGGCAUCCACACCACUCUCCACAUGUUCUGCUGUCCAGCAGGUCCCCAAAUCCUCUCCUUGUGGGUUGAGGAGCCUUCAUUACAGAGAUUAAGUCAUUGGCUGUUGGCCGUCAACUCAACCUUCAGCCCGUCUCCACUCCCCUGAGGCUGGAGCUGGAAGUCCUAGCACACUAAUGUUGCCUCAGUCUGUCUGCUGACCACCCCCAUCCUGAAGCUACUCAGGAGCUUCCAGCUGUCAGUUGAUCCUAAGCAUACAAAGAGACAUCCUCACUUCCAAGAUUUCACGGAUUUGAGGACAAAUACCAAGUAAAUAUUUCAUAGUGUCACAGGAGGUGUGUUGAAUGUUGUCAGAAUUGUGCAUUGAGAAACUGCUAAUCCUGUGACCAUAUAGAGAAGGGACUCAAGCAGGUCUAUCACACAGAAAAUUAUUAGUCCUAGUUAAUUAAACUGAUAGUAGGAUAAAAGGAAAGAACAGCUGCAAGAGGCGUUCUGUAGAAAGACUUGACUGAUUUUAAUCCUAAAUGCAUGGAAGAUGGCAGUGAUAUGAAUAGAAAUGGACAAAUACAUGGUGAAAUACAGCCUUGAGGGGAUUUCAGUUUGGGAUCUAUUGAAAUUAUAGUGCAGGAGAAUCCUAUAGCUGGAGGUAUCCUGCUGGCAUUUCAAGUUGUAGGUCAGGGAAGUAAAAGGUCAGUUAGAACCAGACAGAGAUUUGGGUGGUUUUGGAAGAGAUAGAUAUUGACAUUGUGAUAGAGAUCACAAAAGGAGAAAGCAAGGAGAGAGAAAAAAGGAACUUGACGCGUGUGUACUGUUUCAGUUAUCUUAAAGGAAACCCUAAAUUUAGUGACUUAAAACAGUUUCUCAGGAUCUGUAGGCUGAGUGGUCAAUUGUACUGCUGGUCUCACUUGGGAGUCACUCAUAUACAAGGUUUUCAAAAAGAAUGCAAAUGCAUAUUAUGAAAAAACUGUGCAUAGGUAAAAUUUUUGCAGCAAAAUAAACUUAAUUUUUAUAUUUUUAAAACAUUUAUUUAUUUAUUUGAAAGGCAGAGUUACAGAGAAGCAGAGAAAGAGAGAGACAGAAAAAGAUAGUCAGAUAGCCACAGUGGCCGGAGCUGAACUGAUCCGAAGCCAGGAGCUAGGAGCUUCUUCCAGGUCUCCCACGUGGGUGCAGGGGCCCAAGGACUUGGGCCGUCUUCUCCUCUCCCCGGCCAUAGCAGAGAGCUAGAUUGGAAGUGGAGCAGCCAGGACUCGAACCACCACCCAUAUGGGAUGCCAGCACUGCAGGUGGUGGCUUUACUCGCUAUGCCACAGCGCCAGCCUCAAUUUUAUUUUGAAAGUCAGAGUUAAAAGAGGAAGAGAGAGAGAUCUUCCAUCCUCUGGUUCACUCCCCAAAUGACUGUAGUGGCCCAGGCUGGCCAAGCCAACGCCAGGAGUCAGGAGCUUCAUCUGGGUCUCCCAUGUGGGUGACAGGUCCCAAACACUUGGGCCAUUCUCUGCUGCCUUUCCCAGGCCAUUAGCAGGGAGCUGGAUUGGAAGUGGAACAGUUGGGACACAAACCCCCACCCAUAAGGGAUGCUGGCAUUGUAGGUGGUGGCUUUCCCUGCUGUGCCACAAUGCUGGUCUCUUGUCUUUUAAUUUCAUUUUUCCAUUAACUUUUUGAAGUAUCCUCAUAUAGCUGCAUUCAGCUGGUGAAUCAUCUGGGCACUAGGCCUAGGUGGGCUUUAGCUUGGAAGCCUUGGUUUUGAUCCACAUGAACUCUCUAUAUGGCCAGCUUGGGCUUCCUCACAGCAUGGCAGUGUGCCAAGAGCUAUAGGGGCAUUUUCUCUCUUUCAGUGUCAUUUCUACCAUUCUUCAUCGGUUAAAACACAUCAGGGAAGGAGAAAUAGACUGCCUCCUACUGGAGGAGUGAGUGGAAAACUGAUUGCAAAAGGUGUUUGGGGAUAGGAGACUUAGAGUCUACCACACUAACAUUUAAACUAAAAUACUCAAUAUGCAGAGAUAAGUGAACUUCAGGACUGUAUUAUCCAUCUACAAAGACACCUAUGUAGGUCUUCCCCAGUAAAGUGACCCCUUUCCUCUGCUGAAGUGUAAGGGGCUCAAGCAUUCUUGUUAACCCUUCUUCCCUCAUUCUGUAUCCCUUUUCUCUGGGUUCAACCCCUUAGUGUUCAAGAAAUACUUAGGGUUCGCUUCUCCAAUAGUAGAGGCAAGCAGUCUCAGCUUUUGAGUGCGUCCUACAGUGGAGACAAAGAUAUAAGUUAAGUUGCACAGCUUUGAAGCUUUUGUAAUGUACAUGUUAUUGAUCAGUUCCUAUGCCUUAGAUGUGUAUUUGGGAAAACACUUCUGGAAGCAUAGACCUUAGAUAAGUGAACCUUUUUCUAGCCUCUAAACUCAACAUGUAUGAAGCUUUGCCAGGCUCUGCUCCUGAAAAUGAAGACGGCCUUGUGAAAGUGAAGGUGGAAGACCCCACCUGGGAGCAGGGGUACAGCUCCCAAGAGGGCAGCCCCCACACUCAGGAGCUUUGCCGCCUGCGUUUCCGGCAGUUCUGCUACCAGGAGGCACCUGGUCCCCGAGAAGCUAUGGCACAGCUCCGAGAACUUUGCCGUCAGUGGUUGAGACCAGAGAUGCACACGAAAGAGCAGAUCCUGGAGCUGCUGGUGCUGGAGCAGUUCCUGACCAUCCUGCCAGAGGAGCUGCGGGCCUGGAUGCAGAUGUAUCCUCUGCAGAGUGGGGAGGAGGCAGUGACCGUGCUGGAGAGUCUUGCGACAGGACGUGCAGACGCAGGACAGCAGGCCUCUUUCUACAUUCAGGGACAAGACAUGCACCUAGUGGUAACAGAAUAUCAAGGAACCUCUUUGGAGUGUCAGGGUCUCCAGCUGUUGCCUGAGGUAACCACCCUGAAGUGUGAACCUCCACAGCUUCCCCAAGAAGUGAGUGGGUUUGCUCCUCAGGGACCAGCCAUUCUCCAGGAAGAAAGCUCCAGAGACAAGACAGCAGUGCCUGAGCUAAACCCAUCCAGGUUCCAGAUGUUGGUGAAGACCGAGGGCGAGGGAAGUCCAGCUUUUGCCCCAGAGCGGUGGUCACAUCUGGCUCUGGCGAAGAGGAACCCGCGUGAGAACUCGGCCCAGAAGAUGACCUGCGUCAGUCUGAUGAAUGAAGAAAUUGUGACUAAAGAUGGAUUGACUAAUGUAGAGCAAGAAACUUCCAAAGAAAUGGAACAGGGUGGAAAGACUUCAGCAGAACCCAACAGAGAUUGCGCGCCUCACAUCCCUGGUAGUACUGCUGUUCCCACUGAAAGGACGGUCUCCCAUUUGAAUACGCUGAAGGCCCGUCUCCCACGGGAUUCGUGGGCCCGGAUGCACAUCGCAUCCUUGCAGUAUGCCGCAGGAGACAUUACCCGGAAAGGGAGAAAAAAGGACAAAGCUCGAGUGAGUGAAUUGCUCCAAGGACUCGCGUUUUCUGAUGACUCAGAUGUGGAGGAAGAUAACGAGUCCGAGACCCAGCCUGCUCAGAAGAAGCCGAAGGUGUCUGGUGUCCCGGAGAGGAACUGGACUAAACGAGACAUUCAGCCCAACUUUCCAAGCUGGUCGGCAUUGGAUUCUGGACUUUUAAAUCUCAAGAGUGAAAAGUUGAACCCAGUAGAGCUCUUUGAGUUAUUUUUUGAUGAUGAAACAUUCAAUUUGAUUGUCAAUGAAACCAAUAAUUAUGCUUCUCAAAAAAAUGUCAACUUGGAAGUCACAGUUCAGGAAAUGAGGUGUGUGUUUGGUGUCCUGCUUUGGAGUGGAUUUGUAAGGCGUCCCAGGAGGGAAAUGUAUUGGGAAGUCUCUGAUGCUGAUCAGAACCUGGUCAGAAAUGCCAUUAGAAGGGAUAGAUUUGAAUUGAUUUUCUCAUACUUGCAUUUUGCAGAUAACAGCCACCUAGAUCAAAAGGAUAAGUUUUCAAAAUUGAGGCCUCUCAUAAAGCAAAUGAAUAAAAAUUUCCUCUUGUAUGCUCCCCUAGAAGAAUAUUACAGCUUUGAUAAAUCAAUGUGUGAAUGCUUUGAUAGUGACCAAUUCCUGAACGGAAAGCCUAUUAGAAUCGGCUAUAAAAUUUGGUGUGGCACAACCACACAGGGUUAUCUGGUUUGGUUUGAGCCCUAUCAAGAAGAAUCAACCAUGGAGGCAGAUAAGGAUCUUGAUCUUGGAUUAGGUGGAAAUCUAGUGAUGAAUUUUGCUGAUGUCCUUUUAGAGAGAGGUCAGUAUCCCUAUCACCUGUGUUUUGAUAGCUUCUUUACAAGUGUCAAAUUAGUGUCAGCUUUGAAGAAAAAGGGCGUGAAGGCAACAGGAACAAUACGUGAGAAUAGGACUGAAAAAUGUCCACUGAUGAACUCAGAACAUAUGAGAAAAAUGAAGAAGGGGCAUUUUGAUUUUCGAGUGGAAGAAAAUGAUGAGAUAAUUUUGUGCCGUUGGCAUGGCGAUGACAUUAUCAGUCUGUGCUCCAAUGCUGUAGGCAUAGAACCAGUCAGUGAGAUAAGUUGUUUUGCUGACGAUCAAGAGAUCCCUCAGGUAAGUCAACCGUCCAUUGUGAAAUUGUUUGAUGAAUGCAGGAAAGGUGUAGCUAAAAUGGAUCAAAUUAUUUCCAAAUAUAGGGUAAGAAUAAGGAGCAAGAAGUGGUACUCAAUUUUGGUGAGCUACAUGAUUGAUGUAGCUGUGAACAAUGCAUGGCAGUUACACAGAGCCUGCAACCCAGGUGCCUCUCUAGACCUACUGGAUUUUCGAAGAUGCAUUGCCCAUUUCUACUUGGGACAUGAUACUAAUCUGCCAGAUUAAGGCAAAUCAAAUGGAAGUAGAAUGGACCAAAAGACACAGAAAAUUCUAACUACACAUUAGAUUGUAUCCUACCAAAGCAAAUUUGAUGUAUAUAAUGAAACUAAGUAAUUAAGUAGUAUUUUUAAAUCAGAUGUUUAUAUAGAAUUUCAAAUACUAUUAUAAAAAUUACCUGUGAAAAUGUUGACCUCCA
Oryctolagus cuniculus (rabbit) is the source of this 5820-nucleotide messenger RNA. NCBI's taxonomy places the organism in Eukaryota, Metazoa, Chordata, Mammalia, Lagomorpha, Leporidae. The record is from RefSeq and is a predicted model, not a curated record.